Messenger RNA from Lycium ferocissimum, 2454 nucleotides. RefSeq names its product pentatricopeptide repeat-containing protein At4g02820, mitochondrial. Gene Ontology annotation, molecular function: protein binding. The record is from RefSeq and is a predicted model, not a curated record. The coding region runs from base 607 to 2181 and encodes 524 amino acids. Gene Ontology annotation, cellular component: mitochondrion. NCBI's taxonomy places the organism in Eukaryota, Viridiplantae, Streptophyta, Magnoliopsida, Solanales, Solanaceae. The transcript has 3 exons.
UCAAAUUUAUAGCAUGUAUUUGUGGUUGUUACUUAAAUGCAUUAAAAACUCUGAUUGUUGCUGGUUUACUGAAGAAAUGAAAGUUCAUUUGGUGUCUAAAAAUAAAAAUCAUGUUUUUAUUGAUUACAAGGGCAAAUCGGCGAUAAUCCAGAAAAAAAGAAGAAGAAGGGAAUUGGUGUAUUUUUUCUGGAAGAGAAAUGCUUAGAAUAAGGAAAAAUGUUAACACAGUUUGCUUUUUGUGUUUAAGCUGGGAUCAUUGGGAAAUGUGUAGCUAAAUUGAGAAAGAGUGGUUAAGGUCAUGGAUUUUAGUGUUAAAAAUUUAAAUUGAAAGGGAUCAAUAUAAGGUGUGUAAGUACAUUUACUAUUAUUCCGGGCUGUUGUUUUAGACUAUGAGGUGAAGUACAUUUAAGUGGGAGGAGAAUCAUAAGGUCUCAGGUUCAAAAUCCAGCAAAACAAAUAACACUAGGUGAUUGCUUCCCAUUUGCCUAAGCCUUGGUGGACAAAGUUACUGGGUACCGGCCUGUGAAAUAGUCGAAGUGCAAGCAAGUUAGCUUGUAUAAAAAACAAAAAUGGGCAGUACGAAGUGUGUCCGUGCUAAGAAUAAAAAUGUUGCUCCGUUUGGUUCGGAGAUCUUAUGCUGCUGUUCGCCCUUUAUCGACUGAAGCUGCAACGGCAGUGAAGCCCACAAGGUCAGGAGGUGGCACUAGCACUACCACUAAUUUAGAAGGCGGCACUAGUACUGUCACACGUACUGGUGGCAGAGACACGCUAGGGAAGAGGCUUUUGAGCUUGGUCUAUGCAAAGCGUAGUGCUGUCAUUGCUAUACGCCAGUGGAAGGAACAAGGACACCCUGUACGCAAGUAUGAGCUCAAUCGCAUUGUCCGGGAGUUGCGAAGACACAAACGAUACAAACAUGCCCUUGAGGUUUGUGAAUGGAUGAGGGUACAAGAUGAUAUCCAACUAGUAUCUGGUGACUAUGCAGUUCACUUGGACUUGAUUGCAAAAGUUCGUGGUAUGAACAGCGCGGAGAAGUUUUUUGAAGACCUACCUGAUAAACUGAAGGUCCAGACCACCUGUACUGCCCUUCUCCACACCUAUGUCCAGCAUAAGGACACUGUUAAAGCUGAGUCUUUGAUGGAAAAAAUGUCCGAAUGCGGUUUCUUGAAUUGCCCUCUUCCUUAUAAUCAUAUGCUUACCUUAUACAUAUCCCAAGGGCAACUAGAGAAGGUUCCAGACCUGAUUGAGGAAUUGAAGAAAAAUACCUCUCCUGAUAUUGUCACAUACAAUCUGGAGUUGGCAAUUUUUGCAUCGCAGAAUAAUGUUGAAGCUGCCGAGAAAGCAUUCGUUGAGCUAAAGAAGGCAAAAUUGGACCCUGACUGGAUAACAUUUAGCACAUUAACCAACAUCUACAUUAAAAACUCACUUCAGGAUAAGGCAAAGUCAACUUUGAGAGAAAUGGAGAAAAGGAUUUCCAGAAAGGUUCGAUUUGCAUAUGCUUCUCUCAUUAGUUUGCAUACAAAUAUAGAGAGCAAGGAUGAAGUUUUCCGAAUAUGGAAGGAGAUGAAGUCAAUGUUCCGUAAAUUGAACGAUACAGAAUAUACUUGUAUGAUAUCUUCUUUACUGAAACUGGAUGAAUUUGGAGAAGCAAUGAAACUGUACACUGAAUGGGAAUCUAUUUCUGUGACGAAGGAUACUAGGAUUUCAAAUUUACUUCUUGCUGCAUACAUUAACAAAAAUGAGAUGGAAAAGGCUGUCGAGUUUCACAACAGAAUGCUGCAGAAAGGCAUAUCUCCUAGCUACACCACUUGGGAGCUUCUUACAUGGGGUUAUUUGAAGCAAAAGGAAAUGGAUAAAGUUCUCGGAUUUUUCAAAAAAGCUGUUACUAGUGUUUCAAAAUGGGAUCCUGAUAAAAAGAUGGUUCAAGAGAUGUUUCAUAUAGUUGGAGAGCAGGGCAACAUUCAAGUGGCAGAACAGUUGCUAGUUGCCCUUCGGCAUGCUAAAUAUGUGAAUACAGAGAUAUAUAAUGCACUUCUCCGAACUUAUCUGAAUGCGGGUAAGAUGCCAAUGAUAGUUGCAGAGAGGAUGAAAAAGGAUAAUGUGAAGAUGAAUGAGGAGACUCAAAAGCUAAUUGGAUUAACUAGCAAGAUGACUGUAACUGAGGUUCCAGAUGGUGUUGCUUAAGAACAAGGCUGGACUUACAACUUUGUAAAAUAUUCAGAUCUAUGCACAAGAACUUGUAUGGCAUCUACAAGCAAGAUUAAUGGAUCUAUUUUUGAGCUACUCUUCUAGCAAUUACAGUUGUCUUCUUAGAUAGUUUUACUUUGUUAUGCCUCCCAUAAUAGUUGUAUUUUCUAUUUAUCUCUUUGAAAUACAAAUUGAACUGGAAAUUUUGUCCAUUCAAAAUUUUCGAACCAUGAUAAGCUCUUCAAGAAAUAAUUAAAUCUCUUUUAGUUA